Candidula unifasciata is the source of this 594-nucleotide messenger RNA. The record is from the annotation of a GenBank genome assembly. Lineage: Eukaryota; Metazoa; Mollusca; Gastropoda; Stylommatophora; Geomitridae.
AUGGGAAAUAAAUGCUGCAAAAGCGAAAAAAUAAAAGAGAAGCCAGAGAACCCUUCUCUGAAAUUAAUCAGGGAAGCGCAGCUAAAAUAUUACAACAGCCACAUCGAGAGUGACAGCGAUGAAGACGACGACAAAGACGAGAGCACAGAUGAAGGACUAUCUGGUUCCGAGGGCAGUCAGCAAUCACUUGACAACGCUGCUAUGGAAACCUCCCUGAUGGCUGACUGCGAAAGUGCUCUGCAGUCAACAUUUGAUAUCAAUGUAGAGGACAUGUCGUCGUGUGUAUUAAGAAGUUAUAGAAUCAAUAAUAAUGAUAACAUAGAAAGCCAAUUGGAUGGUGAUGCAAUAACUUCAUGCAGUACUGGAGAUGGAGCCGGUUCAAAACCGGCGGGAGAUAAGGGCAAACACUACGUAAAAAGACGCCACAAUGCUAAGUACAUUCGACUGAGCAACAGUAGAGAUUUUUACUCCAUCUUCAACACGGAAGAUAAGAAAGCCAGGUCGGUGGAUCCCAAGAUGUACCAGUACCCCUUUGAAAACAUCGUAUUUGAAGGCGGGGGAAACAAGGGAUUAGCUUACUGUGGUGCGGUCAAG